Molecule: messenger RNA, 3245 nt
Organism: Aplysia californica (California sea hare)
Lineage: Eukaryota; Metazoa; Mollusca; Gastropoda; Aplysiida; Aplysiidae
Product: meteorin-like protein
Molecular function (GO): hormone activity
Source: RefSeq, a predicted model, not a curated record
UCAACGAGUUCCCUCCCUCAUCUGCACUGAAGCCUACCUGAGGCAGCGCCAGUGCGCAAGCUGAGGAAGGCAAGGCGAAAGAGAGGGCCCCAAAAACCUCUCCCCUCGCGUUUCACCUCACGCACUGUGAAAUCUCUCCCUGUAGUUCCGUAGCACUUGUUGCUGAAACCGCGGCGGUCGGUCGAUGUACGUACGUAGCGGGCGUCGUGGGGCCGUGACUAAACAAGUGUAUUGUCGCACCCAGCUGGUAGAGCGCUAGUUCUGUGGUGCGCCCUGCGUUUGAGACGAGUCUCGAGAUCGGAGUACACAACCCACAGGUUCUUUGACUUUGGACUUACCAGUGUGUAUGUUUGUGUGUACACUACUACCAAAUCUACGCACGCGAUUCUUGCUCUUUGGAUAUGACAAGAAUUUGUUUCCAGUAGAAUUGAUCUGUGUUUCUGUGCUGUUAAUUGUACCAGACGUGAUCUCGAAAUUGUUCAAUGAAAGUUAUCUUAAUUAGCCUACGUAAUUGUUGAGCAAUCACUUUGUAACUUGCACACACCUGUCACGCAAUUCGUCAUAGAUUUGAGAUCUAAUCUUGAUUUAGAAAGAUCUAGGUUAAAAAUCAUUGAUUGAUUAUAGGCGGCAUCUUGUCUUCGUCGUGAGGAUUACAUUGAUAGAUCUAGGUUUUGAUUAUAAACACCUGUAUAUUUUGUCGUGUUGAUACUUUUUUAAAGAUUGAUUUGAUGCCCAAGUGGUAUAAAAAACUGGUUCUGUUUUGGUGAUAUUCACAAUCGGAUCUAUAGUCUCAAAUUGUGACUGUUCAUUGAACACAACUGUUUGUGAAAAAUUCAUUGAUUGGAAGUAUUUCUGCCUUGUUACAUUACUUGGACCAAUUCAGACUCAACGGAGCCUCAAGCCUACAAUUUGGUAGACCAAGCGUAUUACAAACCUCUUGUUUCUUCUUCAGAGGACAAUAUAGUAAAGUUUCUUACAAUGGAUAUCAAGUAGAAUUGUGGAAAGGCUCGUUUGUGUUUUCAAGAGCACGCAUAAUAAAACCAGAAACAAAAAAAUACCCUCCCUGAUGAUGUAUUCAACAAACAGGCCGAAAGGAUGGGCGUCAAAGUGUUAAGUUCUCGGGACACUCCCUCCGCCCGGUAUUACCAAAGCUUCUAGUUCCUCUGAACAGGAUUUGGAGGUGCAUUGUAACUUUGGCGUUGCGUUGGGCGCUGAUUUCUACAUCAAGUUGAUCGUCCGAUACCCCGAGAAGGGCAUGGAUAUUAUGGAUACUUUACCUGCAGCAAGUCUGAAGCGGCGGUUGCUGUCGGCAACUGUGGUGAUGCUGCUAUUGUCAACGUGCAGGACUGUGGCACAGCAGCUCUGUGAGCACUGCAACUGCCAAAUCAGUUCUUCUGAAGAAACACAAGCCAUCUACAGCAUGGGACUCAUCUGCAACACGGGGACGAUCACGUGGUUUGGAGGUUCCGGUGCUGUGCGGCUGGAGUUGACGCCCUUUGUUCGUGGAGACUUCCGGACGUGUUUUGUCAUUGAGUCUGAAAACAUUCAUGUGAAAAUUUCACAAGAAAAUCCUCACGUAUCAAAAGCUAAAAAUUAUCGCUUGAAAGCUCACGAAGAAAGGACGUUGAAGUUGGAUCACUUAGUGACUUCUAAAUUGAAAAGUAAUGAGUUUUGUGUGAGCUCGAAAAGUGGUGAUCCUUUGUUGUUGUACAUAGAAUCUGUGAGGACUCCUGAUGUGAUUGGAGUAGCAAAAGUUGUGUUUCAUUAUGAUGUGGAAAAGCUGGACUCCAUGGUGCUUGUUGAUCCGAUGGAAGUGGUGAUCGGCAGCAUGGCGGACGUGCACCACAACGAGGUGAGCGACAAGACGGACGUAACCCUCAACGUCCGACAGAUCAUCCUCCAGAGGGAGCAGAACUUCUUCCGGCGAGUCCGCCGAUCAGACCCCCAUCUGACUGGUCACGUGACAGUCCCGAGGAAGUGUGGCAUCCGGAAAGGUGAUGGCGAGUUCUUGAUGACCGGACGUGCCCGCCUGGGUCAACUGGCUCUCAAGUGCGCCCCCUACCUGCAGGAGUGGAGGCAGAUCCAGCACGAAGUGGAGUGUUCUCACGGCUGAAGGGACAAGCGAUGAUCUGAUCUCCUGUUUCGAAUCGUGGUCACUGAGACCCAACCUGAGAUUGUCCCAGGAAAUAUCUUUUGAUAUUACGGUCAUCUCUCUAACGCAAUUGCUGAUUCGUCUGCGAUCGACCAAAGCAGUUGUCUGCUUCAGAUGCAAAGCCCUGUCAGUUUAGACUGCACCCUGUUUUGCACCAUAACAGCAACUGCGUUGACGAAAAAUACACAUCCAGCCGUUUAAAGCUUAACUUUUUGUCAAGAAUGAAUGUACUGAAAAACAGUCUAAUUCUAAUACUCAGCCAUUCCAAUGUGGGACCAGUUUUUAUUUACUUCUUUUUAUGUGCUCAGUGUGGAGAAAUAGACAUGGACCUAUAUUUUUUUCUCCAGCGUGAAUGUGGUGGUGUUUAAUUGUUUAGCAAGACAUUUAGCAGAGACUCAGACUCAAAUACAAGGUCAAAACAACAAGAUUGUUUUUGGUGAAAAAAAUAAUACUUUAAACUAGUCGAACAGUAACGCUGCCAACAAAAAAUGUGUUUUUGUCCGAAAAGGAAAGCAGUACACGUCAAUGAUUAUAGAAUUUUAAAGUGUGUUUGCAGUGCUCCCCAAUGUGGCAGUGCCUAGUCGGAAGGCCAGAAACAAUUCGUUGAGUUGACUGUUGCUUAUCUGCAGAUUUUUGUGUUCUUCAUUCUGCCCGAACUCGUACCCAAAGUUUUGUGCACAAUGGAGGAACUACGGAAAUACAGACAAUGUCUUGUAUUCGUGUAUUGUUGAGAAAUUCGCCAAAUGUACGACUGUCACAGGAAUAUGCCACAAUUGAUAACACACGGACCACUCAGAUGUUUGUGGUUUAUUACUUUGCUGUCCUAAAGACAUCGUGUGAUAGCGACCCCGUUUUUCACAAUUCACCACUCCACUCCCUCCUUUUCCCCACGCUAACUGGCAAGAAGUUUGAUGUUUAUACUGCUCCAUGACAUUACUGCUGUUCUCUAGUCUAACAAGAACGACAACGGCCUUUGGAGUUUUCAAAAAAUGUGAUCUCAAGGGCAAUGCCAUAUUAUGUGGACAUCGUUGAUGAUGGUGACUGCCUUGAUACUCAAUGAAGUGUAAAAUUGUGUUUAUGAUAUUGAAUUCAA